Molecule: messenger RNA, 1573 nt
Organism: Camelina sativa (false flax)
Lineage: Eukaryota; Viridiplantae; Streptophyta; Magnoliopsida; Brassicales; Brassicaceae
Source: RefSeq, a predicted model, not a curated record
CUAAAUUGUUUUUUUUUCUUUCAUCUCUCUCUCUCUUCUCUAUAAGGGCUCUGCCUCUUCUACACCAGCCGAAACAAUCAUACCAUGACAUUAAAGUCCAAAUUUUUUUAAUACAUUUUCGUAUUUUUGAUUUAAAGUAAAGUUUUUUUUUUUUUCCUCUCAUCCAUUAAAAAUGGAAAAUGUGAUCUGGGUUUUUCAUAGAAAGGAUUGAAACAAUUUUUGAUUUUUCUUCUUCUUCUUCUCCUUGUGUGUGUAAAUGGGUCUGUUUGAUUCUUUGUUUGGAAAAGAUGCAAGGAAAUUUCUCAAAAGGAAAGAUAGUGAUGCUGCAGAAGCAGGAAGAGCUUUGGAGGAACUCAGAAGUUCUUUAUACAAUGAGCUUAAAACAUCAGAAGGAGCUAAACGGCAACAACAGAGAUUUUGUGGACCUGUUGUUGCAAUGUCCUUCAAUUUCAUUGUUGCUGUUGGAAUCAUCCUCGCCAAUAAACUAGUGAUGGGAAGAGUUGGAUUCAAUUUUCCAAUCUUUCUAACAUUGAUUCACUAUACUGUUGCUUGGAUUCUUCUAGCUUUCUUCAAGUCUCUCUCUUUGCUUCCAAUGUCUCCUCCAUCAAAGACUACACCUUUCUCCUCUCUCUUCUCUCUUGGAGCUGUCAUGGCCUUUGCUUCUGGACUCGCUAAUACCAGUCUCAAACACAACAGCGUUGGAUUCUAUCAGAUGGCUAAGAUCGCAGUGACACCAACGAUUGUUCUUGCAGAGUUUGUUCUUUUCAAGAAAACCAUCUCUUCCACAAAGGUCAUGGCAUUAGCUGUAGUAUCCCUAGGGGUGGCAAUUGCGACAGUGACAGAUCUAGAAUUUAAUUUGUUUGGCGCAUUGGUAGCUGUUGCUUGGAUUAUCCCAAGUGCUAUCAAUAAAAUCCUCUGGUCUAAUCUUCAGCAACAAGCUAAUUGGACUGCCCUAGCAUUGAUGUGGAAGACAACACCAUUUACCGUCUUCUUCUUAUUGGCUCUCAUGCCAUGGCUUGACCCACCUGGAAUUUUACUGUUCAAAUGGGAUUUAGGUAACUCUUCUGCAAUCCUCAUCUCGGCUCUUCUCGGCUUUCUCCUCCAAUGGUCUGGUGCACUAGCUCUCGGUGCAACGUCGGCAACAUCUCAUGUAGUAUUAGGGCAAUUCAAGACAUGUGUGAUCUUGCUUGGAGGUUACGUUAUCUUCGGGUCCGAUCCUGGCUUCAUCAGCAUCUGCGGCGCUGUGGCAGCUCUUGUCGGCAUGUCUGUCUACACGUGGCUCAAUCUUCCGGGGAAAUCAAUCGAUCACAUCUCGAGCAAGCAGCUUCCAAAACAAAACAUAACCAUUUCAAAACCUAAAGCCGAGGCUGACGACGGAGGAGGAGAGACCGGAGUAGCCGUAGUUUCUAUUGAUCCAAUUCACUCCAAGACUACAACUGCAAAUAUCGUAUAGCUUUUAUAUUUUUGUUAGAUGCCAAAGAUUAAAAAAAAAAAAAAAAGAGUUUAGCUUGUAACAAUGGUUUAAUCUUGAACUAGCUUAGUAAAUAAUAAAAUACAGAUUUUGAUUUAUUAA